UUUUCAGUGAACUUGUUCCGGACUCUUCCUCCGUCCUCCAACCCGACCGGAGCCGAGUUUGAUCGAGAGGACGAACCGACGCUGGAGGCUGCCUGGCCUCACCUUCAGCUGGUGUAUGAGUUCUUCCUUCGCUUCCUGGAGUCUCCAGACUUCCAGCCAAACGUCGCCAAACACAUCGACCAGAAGUUUGUAAUGUCGCUGCUGGAGCUGUUUGACAGCGAGGAUCCCAGAGAGAGAGACUUCCUGAAGACCAUCCUCCACCGGAUCUACGGCAAGUUCCUCGGCCUCCGGGCCUACAUCCGCCGCCAGAUCAACAACAUCUUCUACAGAUUCAUCUAUGAGACUGAACAUCACAACGGCAUCGCUGAGCUGCUGGAGAUCCUGGGGAGCAUCAUCAACGGCUUCGCUCUCCCUCUGAAAGAAGAACACAAGAUGUUUCUGAUCCGAGUUCUUCUGCCACUUCAUAAAGUCAAGUCUCUCAGCGUCUACCACCCUCAGCUGGCGUACUGCGUGGUCCAGUUCCUGGAGAAAGACAGCAGUCUGACGGAGCCGGUGAUCAUGGGUCUGCUGAAGUUCUGGCCGAAGACUCACAGUCCGAAGGAGGUGAUGUUCCUGAACGAGCUGGAGGAGAUCCUGGACGUCAUCGAGCCGUCUGAGUUCGUCAAGGUCCAAGAGCCGCUCUUCAGACAGCUCGCCAAGUGUGUGUCCAGCCCGCAUUUCCAGGUGGCGGAGCGAGCUCUGUAUUACUGGAACAACGAGUACAUCAUGAGUCUGAUCAGUGACAACGCCGCCAAGAUCCUCCCCAUCAUGUUCCCCGCCCUCUACAAGAACUCCAAGAGCCACUGGAACAAGACCAUCCACGGGCUGAUCUACAACGCUCUGAAGCUCUUCAUGGAGAUGAACCAGAAGCUGUUUGACGACUGCACGCAGCAAUACAAGGCCGAGAAGCAAAAAGAGAAAUACAAGCUGAAGGAGAGAGAGGAGGUCUGGCACAAGAUAGAGGAGCUGGCCCGACAGAACCCCCAGAGCAAUAAGCUCCACCCCCUCCGCCCUGGACUCCACCCACAGGAAGAGUACAUGCUGUACAGCGACAGUACUACUGUGGCUGUGUACUCGAUGGAAACAGAGACUCCAACAGCUGAAGACAUCCAGCUGCUGAAGAAGACCGUGGAGAGCGAAGCCUCACAGGGUAUGAAGGACCUGAAGAAGGACAAGGUCCUGAUGAGGAGGAAGUCAGAGCUGCCGCAGGACGUCUACACCAUCAAAGCUCUGGAGGCUCACAAGAGAGCCGAGGAGUACCUGACAGCCAAUCAGGAGGCUCUCUGACCGGGGGAGGAGGUCCCUGAGCCCGACUCCGCACCCCUCCUGUCCGUCUCUCUGGGGAGGAAGUUGAAGCUGUCGUGGAGAAACUGGUCUGGGGUCAGAUCAGGACUAAAACAAAAAACAAAGCUGGCCUCUGGCCCCCGGGGGCCGCUAAAGAGCGGGACUCUGUAGAGCUGUUUCAGCGUGUCAGUGGUCAUGUGACGAUGACAUCAUCCACUUCAUCAGCUUCAAAAUCACAAACGGCCUGCAGGCGGCACAAAGACCGGAGGUCCCUGAACGCAUCACCACUGGGCCUUUUCCACUUCGGGAACCGAACCACCUGUGAAUGAAUGUUGCCGUCUCCUUCCAGGUUCUUCCAGAACCUUCCAGGUCCUGUGAAGCUCCAGGUUUCAUGGCGUUGAGUUCCUGCAGUGGAAAAGAGCUCUAACGCAUCUCCUUUGUCCUGUGACACCUGAACGCAGCACAGAUGAGUUCACUGACUCGCCCAGUCCUCCGGCAGCAGCUUCACCCCAGAGCCCCGCCCCCUCCACCCAACCUGACCAAUCACUUGUCAGCAUGGAUCUGAGCUGGACUCUGAAGCGGCUUCACACGGACCGAUGAUGAUGAGGAGGAGGAGACACAGUGAAUGUAGACGUCCAAUCAGCUUUCAGCAGAACCAAGAGGAAGUUUGAUUCAUUUCCUGUUUUGUUUGUUUUGAUGUUUGUCGUCAUGAUGUCAUCAAGUUUAGACCAAUGAGAGAAGUCGUUUGCAUGAUCAAACCUUUUAUUUUGUCGUUAGUCUGAACACGUAAAGAACAAAACCCCUCGAAUCUGAACGUCUCAUCAGGUCAGAGGUCAAACACCAAACUGCCGUGAUAUGUUCAGGGGCUGUGGGAAAUUAUGCAGACUGUGAAAUAAGCUUCUGGUGUGAAUAUUAACCGGUUUCAGUGAAUCCACGAGACGCUGUCACUUUAUUCUAAUUUCACUAAUCAGAACAGCGAAGUCACUUCCUGCGUCUCGUUUCACGUUAAAGCUUUACACGGGCCGACCGCAUGGAUGCUUUUAUUGUGAAGUACAACAGGAAACGGGUUGUGUCACAGACGUCCGACAGCAGAACUUCACUGCUGUCAUGAAACCUUUAAAGGAUCUUUAGAGUUUUCAAUCAGACGCGUCAGGAUCAGUCACUUCCUGUAAAUGCGUCUGUAAAUGUGAACGCUGUUCCUGCAGACCCACUUCCUGCGCUCAGACCGGCUGCGGCUCGACCCGAGUCUGGAUCAGUUCCACACGGCUGCUAUCGGAGCUGCAAACGGUUCAGACGUGUCGCUGAUCGACGUGCUAAACAAACGCUUCAGCUGCAGAACCAAACUAAAUGUUUCACACACACAUAAACAUACGUGUGCGUGUCUUUAAGUAGUUGAAUGAUACGCUUUCAUGUAACCUAAGACUCAGAUUCCCAUGAUCCUUUGCGGUCUGGGUCGUGUUUACACGAACAAGCGUGUGGCGCUGCCUGAAAAGUUCGUAACGAAGAGAAAACGUUGAGGAUCGUUGUUUUCGUUUCACCGCCACAGACUUGUUUUCACUAACUGCAGCAGAAAUGAAUUUAAAUCACUGAAGAAAAACUACAAACGUCAUUAAAGUGCAUUUUUCUUCAAACUCGCCGUCGUCCAGAAAGCAGUUAAAGAAAAUGUGUGAAAUUCAGUUUCUUAGAUGCAAAGUUCAGUCACACUUGUGAUAGAAGCUCAGAGUGAACUGAGAGACACGACCUUUAAGAUGCAGGCCACGUUUUUGUGACAUGAAACGCCCACGAGCAAAUACAUAUUCCAGAUUCAGUAAUCCAGAGAGAGCGCGUUCAGGUCUGAGCGUUAACCUGUUCGCCAUUCUUGUUUUGACUAUCGAGCAUUUCCUCGUGUAACCGUGUAACCUCGCUGCUGUACUGCACCGCGGCGCAGAAACAAUCCUCCGUAUGAAAACACUUUUACUCUCCAGGCGGCGGCGUGUGGGCGGAGAGACGUCUUGUAUAUUGCCAUGUAUAUCGACUUGUGGCCACGUCCCACUGCAACGCUUAAGCCCCUCCCCCUUCAUUUUAUUUUUUUAUUCUUACGUUCUAGUCAGCUGGUUUUUGUUGCACGUGGUCUUCAACUCACCGUCCCGUGAUUCGCUGUCAAUGGAGACCGUUCCCGUGGCGGGAAAGCCAUCCCUCGCCGCUGGACCGAACGGCCGCCACAGCUUCUACUGUCAAUCAAACUGGAGUCUGGUUUUAAUCAGAGGAAGAGUUGUUAUUGAUCCGAUGUGAUCAUAACAUCCGUUAAAGUAGAACCUUUCAGCAAACUGAACCAAACUACAUGGACAUUUCUAAGAAUUUAAGGACAAUCCUGCAGAUAAUAAUACGUGUAGUUCAGUGGGGGGGGGGGGGGGGGGGCGGAGCUGUAACAGCGUUUGUCCAGCGGCGAGACGUUUAGGGAAAGAAAACAUGGCGGCGAUCUGUCCACUCGACACUUACAAACCUGAACGCUGCUUCCUGUCGUCCUGUACAUAAUGUUGAACUUUAUUUGUUGGAGCAUUACAUGGUAUGAAAGUCUGAUUUUGUACAGAUGUUCAUGUAUGUACAGAACAAAAUAAACAGAAAUAAAGUGGACAUGUUUGACAA
Messenger RNA from Micropterus salmoides (largemouth bass), 3948 nucleotides. Its product is annotated as serine/threonine-protein phosphatase 2A 56 kDa regulatory subunit delta isoform-like. Gene Ontology annotation, biological process: signal transduction; protein dephosphorylation. NCBI's taxonomy places the organism in Eukaryota, Metazoa, Chordata, Actinopteri, Centrarchiformes, Centrarchidae. Gene Ontology annotation, molecular function: protein phosphatase activator activity. The record is from RefSeq and is a predicted model, not a curated record. Gene Ontology annotation, cellular component: cytosol; nucleus; protein phosphatase type 2A complex.